AUGUGUAUCGAUUACAGGAAGCUCAAUGAAGCCACCAGGAAGGACCACUUCCCCUUACCAUUCAUGGACCAGAUGCUUAAAAGACUGGCCGGACAUGAAUACUAUUGCUUCCUAGACGGUUAUUCGGGUUACAACCAAACAGUUGUAGACCCCAAGGACCAGGACAAACCUUCAUUUACUUAUUUUGCUGUGAAGGCUGUUUUAGGACAGAGGAAGGAUAAAUUGGUGCAUGUCAUUUACUAUGCCGCAAGAUCAUAUCUCAUUGGUUCUAAAGUAAUUGUAUUCACUGAUCAUGCAGCACUCAAAUACUUGCUUAACAAACAAGAAUCCAAGCCCAGACUAAUAAGAUGGAUCCUACUACUCCAAGAGUUUGACAUUGAAAUUAAAGACAGGAGUGGAGCAGAGAACAAAGUGGCUGACCACCUCUCAAGGAUUCUACAAGAAGAGGAAGAGGCACACCAUUUUGCAGUAAAUGAAAGCUUCCCUGAUGAAUAA
Arachis stenosperma is the source of this 495-nucleotide messenger RNA. RefSeq lists its product as uncharacterized. NCBI's taxonomy places the organism in Eukaryota, Viridiplantae, Streptophyta, Magnoliopsida, Fabales, Fabaceae. The transcript has 3 exons. The record is from RefSeq and is a predicted model, not a curated record. The coding region runs from base 1 to 495 and encodes 164 amino acids.